AUGCAGCGCCUCUUCUGGAGCCUCCGGGCACUCCCGACAACGUUCGUCACUCCUCUACGAUUCUCGCGACCAGCUCUCCAAACCAUACCCGUCCGUGCCUUUGGCAGCGAGCGCUCCGCCCCCAAAGCAGCCGAGAAGGCCUCCGCGCAGUCAGGCGGCUCCCGCUCCAAGGACGCAGUCGAGGCCGAGACCGGCACGGGCCCGCAGGGCGGCACCGUCCCAGACGGCCUGGCGACGGGCGACGCGCGCGGUCGCACCGGCGGCGGCGAGCCCCUCAAGAGCUCCGAGCACGCGCCGCCGCAGCCCAAGAUCUUCAACGCGCAGGUCUCGAUCGACAGGAAGAACGACAUGACGGACGAGCAGCAGGCCGAGGUGGAGGCGCACAAUCGUGACUUUGAGAGCAAGCACGACAGGGCCGAGUCCGCGGCGGAGGAUAAGGUGGACAAGAAGUUCUGGCAAGGAGGGGGCAACAGGUCAGAGGAGAAGAUGUGA
Molecule: messenger RNA, 492 nt
Organism: Thyridium curvatum
Lineage: Eukaryota; Fungi; Ascomycota; Sordariomycetes; Thyridiales; Thyridiaceae
Exons: 1
Coding region: 1-492 (163 amino acids)
Source: RefSeq, a predicted model, not a curated record